Messenger RNA from Meloidogyne enterolobii, 1276 nucleotides. NCBI's taxonomy places the organism in Eukaryota, Metazoa, Nematoda, Chromadorea, Rhabditida, Meloidogynidae. The record is from the annotation of a GenBank genome assembly.
UUAUCAUAGUUUUAUUAGUAAAAUGACAAGUAUUGUUCAAUCAGCACAACCUUUAUCUGAAGUAAAGAAACUUAAAACAUUUGAUUUGGCAACAAAUUUAGAAACUUCAAUUGUUGGAAAUCAAAAUACUAAAACUGAUGAUGAAGUUUAUGAUACUGCUUAUCUUACAGAAAAUGAUGGUUUAAUUGCUGUUGGUUCUAAUACAGAAAAUUUGUUAAUAUUAAACGUGAAGAAUGGGAAGAGGAAUUAUGCUAAAGGACAUUCUCAAAGCAUUUUAUGUGUCGAUUCUCCAAUUUGGAGCAAUUCCUUAUUAGCCUCUGGGUCGAAGGAUAAUUCAAUUAUUCUUUGGAAUGUUCAAAAAAAUGAAAAAGAAGAUUUAAUGGAAGUGGAUGAUGAAGAAAAUGAGGAGGGUGAAGAGAAUGGUAAAAAUAAUAUUUUGGUUAAACAAAUGGCUAUAGCUUCUGGACAUACACAUUCAGUUUCAAGUAUUUCAUUUUCCCAUUCAAACAAGCCACCAUUCCUUGUUAGUGUUUCUCAUGAUACUACACUAAAAUUGUGGCCUCUUGUUGAUUUAAUGGUUAAACAAGAAAAAUUGGAAGAAAAUGAAGAAAAUAAAUUACUUAAACUUUCUGCUUCAACAACAAUUGUUGCCCACACAAAAGAUAUAAAUAGUGUUGAUGUUAGCCAAAAUGAUAAACUUUGUGUUACUGCUUCAAUGGAUAAAACAGCAAAAUUGUGGCAUAUAAAUCUUAAAACUAUGGAAUUGGCAAAUGCUGGAAUAUUAAGUGGGCAUAAACGAGGAGUUUGGUGUGCAAGAUUUUCAAAGAAUUUACAGGUUUUUUUAUAUUUUUUUUGUCUAUUAUUGGGCGGGAGAGUAAGUAGGUUGGAUUUUUUGGUUUCUUGAGUUCGGGCCUGGGUUGGGAAAAAAAGACGGAUAGGGUUUGGAAAGGGUUCCGGAUCUGGUUUCGAGUUUUGGUCGAAUUUUUGAGCUUUUGUUGGUAGAGGAUGAAGCGAUGAGGAAAUUCAUAGGGACAUGUGUGUGUAGGAUUGGGUAAAGAGAUCAAGGUAGGGAAAUUGACAAGAAAUUAGUUUCGAAGAUUUUUUUAAUUUUUGAGGAGAGGAGUUAAAAUAGGUGUUUACACAAGGUUUGCAAGCAUUUAAGAAGAGUGGUGAUGUGAUGGAGGAUCAAUCCUCCAAUGGAGUUGUUAGGAUCGAUCGAUCUCCAUCGAUCCUCCAAUCCAAUGAAGUUAUUGAGGAAGGAAUUCGGAAUAUGUAG